UCAAAGGCGGCAAAUAUUAAAACGUUUCAGAUCAAAACAAACACAAAUCGGAUAUUCGGAUACUCGAAUUAUGAUUUUAUCUUAUUUUUGUGCUGUGCAUUUUGUUUAGUUUGCAAUUAUUAUAACCUACUUGGGAUGCCUAUUUAUAUCAGAAACCCAAAUGCAGACGGCGAUAUUGAUGAAUGGUGUAUAGUGGAGGUUCAAGGCGAUUUGGAAGUUCGAGGAGAGCGCGAGAUGGCAGGACAGUUCAUCGGUGACCUUCUGUACAACAAAUAUGGACAACCGAUCCUCAUCAUCGGUCACCACAUUCUUCAUGGCCGAAUGCAGAAAAUCGACAAACCACUGCUUGUGAUAGAAAAAUCUGACCUCCGCAAGCAGCAGCGCGAAGGGGAUGACGAAAAUGAUACCAUGCUCGACGUGAGUCAGGUUAGUCAUCUUGACAGCACAAUCGCUUCGUCAAACCGAACCGUACUGGAUUCCACGGUGGCCGUAGAACACAAAACUAUUCCCCAGACGGAAUAUCUCGUGCGAGCGGUAGUGAAGCACAAGGUUCUUUUCAAAGCACGACCCAAGCCCAUCAUUGCCAACGUAGCAAAAAGUGUGUGAUAUUGGGUAAGAAUUAAAACGUCUCUUUAUUUUCCAUGUUUCAUAUCUAAAGUCCUACGAGAGUCGAUAAAUGUAUACAAAAUAAUCACGGAUAUUC
Messenger RNA from Toxorhynchites rutilus septentrionalis, 703 nucleotides. Its product is annotated as chromosome transmission fidelity protein 8 homolog. Gene Ontology annotation, biological process: mitotic sister chromatid cohesion. NCBI's taxonomy places the organism in Eukaryota, Metazoa, Arthropoda, Insecta, Diptera, Culicidae. The record is from RefSeq and is a predicted model, not a curated record. Gene Ontology annotation, cellular component: Ctf18 RFC-like complex. Bases 136 to 606 code for a protein of 156 amino acids. The transcript has 3 exons.